GAAACAGCACGUGCUUUCUUCUAGCCGUCUGUUCAAGAUCGAUCUCGAGUCUCGAUUAGUCCACUCUUCAAAACACACUCAUUGAUCCGAGAUGACCGGUGUUCGUUUCUUCCUCUUCUUCCUUUUGGCCAGUCUUUUGGAAUUAUCUAGCAGCCGAAUCGAUAAAGACCUCAGAGAAAAGAGAAACGUUUUAUAUUCACCCCCACUUCUUUAUCCUUUUGGUGGUACGAUUAAGCUCGUGGUAGGAUUCGCAGUACCGAUCGAACUAGCUGGAAGGAUUUUGGUUUACGGCCAAAACUUUCAAUUCCAAUAUGCUCUGCCGCAAAAUGCUACGUUCUUCAGUAAUUUAUCACAAAAUCGCGUCUUUUCACGACGACCUAGAGAUCUCGAUAGGUACGGAAGGGUACUUCUUUUUAAUACGUUGGAACAAUAUUUUCAAAGAAAUGGAUUAAACGGACGAGAAUGUAUAAAAAAGAGCAUUUGCGAGGCUGUUGCAGAUCCUUUAAUAAACGAAGGCCUUAUCGGGGAACUUUUACAUCUUUUAUUAACACCGGAACACGCCGAGGAUCCAUCUUUUCCUGAAGAUUUCCUCUUAGCAGCCAAAGUUGGUCAAAGAAAUGAGGAUUGCUCAAGGAUGUUUUCUUCUUGUCCGGCUGGUCAAGGAUUUUUGGAUCGAAUAACUCGGCCCUUUUGAUUCGUCUAUACAAUUUCUUGAAAUUUUAAAAUAAUAAUGAAAAAUAAAACAAACCUAACAUAUGUGACAAUUCAUUAUAAGAGACAUUUUCUUCUAACAUCAGUCUGAUUUCUCUUAUUCUUUUCUAUAGAAAAAAAA
Polistes dominula (European paper wasp) is the source of this 832-nucleotide messenger RNA. RefSeq lists its product as uncharacterized. The record is from RefSeq and is a predicted model, not a curated record. Lineage: Eukaryota; Metazoa; Arthropoda; Insecta; Hymenoptera; Vespidae.